CUAAAAUCAGGAUGAUCAAAAGAUAGCCACCUUUCCCCUCACCUUUUCAAUUCCAAAAUGAUAAAACAUCAAGAAAUGAUACUUCAAAAUAAAAUUGUAAAAUAUUAUGCUAUGUAGUUUAUCUAAAUGUUACUGCUAGAAAUUCUUCAAUAUCUAUCAAAACUGAUGCUUCGGUACAAAUAAAGAUAGUUGAUUAAGACAAGUAAAACUUAUAAAAUGUGGUUAACAAAUAGAAAUAACGUGAUUCAUAGGUGUCUUUUGCAUCUUAAUGUAAUUCUAACAUAAUUAACAAUUAAAUGAAACAAAGUGAAGUUGAUUCUAAACUUUCAAAAUACUUUAAUUCUAUUAAUUAAAAUUAAUACUAUAAUGAUAUUAAUAAUAAAAUUAAUAAUAGCGAUUUACAUAUAUCAAGAACUUAAUCUAAAGUCUCAUUAACUAACAACUAGGAGUUAAAAUAGUCAACUAUAAAAGGAUGUAACACUUUAACAACUAUUCUUAAACCAAAAGAUAUUGAAGAUCGUUAGAAAAAUCUUACAGAAUCCAAUUAUGCUGAAGCUUAUUAUAAAUAACAAUUAACUGAUAGAGAUAUAUAAUUAAAGAAAAUUAAAGAAGAACUUUCUAAAUGCUAAAAUGAGUUAUAAAUGGAAAAAGAAAAUAGCAAGAGAAUUGAGAAGCAAUUAGUUCAAUAAAGAAAAGAAUCCUUUUCAUAAUGUUAAAUAGAUUUAUAAAUUGAAAGAUAAUAAAUAAUAAGAAUGAAGGAAUAACUUUCUAAACUAGAUGGAAUUCUUAACUAAAAAUAGAUUGAGAUUGAUCAGUUAUAGAGUAAAAAUCACACUUUUCUGCAAGUUAUAAGAAAUAUAGAAGAAAUUAUCUCUUUAGCCUACUAAAAAGAAGUUAAAAUUAUGGUUAAAUAAAUAUGAGUUAUAUGCCCU
Molecule: messenger RNA, 932 nt
Organism: Paramecium octaurelia
Lineage: Eukaryota; Ciliophora; Oligohymenophorea; Peniculida; Parameciidae
Source: the annotation of a GenBank genome assembly